AUGCUCAGAGCAGCAGGAGCAGCGCUGUUGGUCAUGGCGGUUGGGUCGCAGCUGGGGAGCAUCAGCUUCCCUGAAGGCCUCAUCAGCAAUCCGGCUCAGGGAAGGGUUCUGUCAUGGAGCCACCUCAACGAGGGGCAGGGCCACGAGAGCGACAUUUGCUCAAAGUGUGCAGGGCACGCUUGUCCAAUCCUCGGAGAGAGCAAAGACUCUGCCCUGGAAGGAAUCGUGAUCGAAUCAUGGCAAUACGAAACCAAGGAGUUCCGCAAGAUUCGCCUCACCUACAUCGAUGCUGGACAGAACGCUCAGGUCUUCAACAGUGUGUGGUACCCCAGGCACAGCUACGAUGCCCCAGUGUUUGGCAUUGACUUCCUGGCCUUCGGCAAGAAGAAGGUUCUGGCUAUCUUGGACCUGCAGCCCUUGACGCAGGAUCCAGCAUACCUGGAGAACUACAUCGAUCCUCUGAUUCCACUGCGAAACAAGUACGAGGAUCUCUGCGGCAGAAUGUCAAGCAAGUUCUACGAUGAGACUCGCUUCUUCUCCAAGCAGCUGCUGUUCGGAAGAUUCGACAACGACGAGCCUGUGAUGAGCUCGCUCUUCCCGGCCUUCCAAGAGUACAUGGAGUACUACGUGAAGAUGAUCAGGGGGUUGACGCCCGAUGACUCGAAGGACUUUACCUCCCACGUUGCCGAGCUGCAGAGGCAAUACGACCAAUACAGCGCAGAGAAAGACCCUGCUGUUGGCCUCUUCAGCACUUACUGGGGUGAGGAGUGGGCUGAAGACUUCACAUACAACUUUCUCUUCAGCGAAGCGGUUCCCCAGCCCAAACCUGCCGAGCCAAAGGCGGAGUGA
Messenger RNA from Guillardia theta CCMP2712, 849 nucleotides. Its product is annotated as ferredoxin blin reductase plastid precursor. Lineage: Eukaryota; Cryptophyceae; Pyrenomonadales; Geminigeraceae. Gene Ontology annotation, biological process: phytochromobilin biosynthetic process. The record is from RefSeq and is a predicted model, not a curated record. The transcript is spliced from 11 exons. The coding region runs from base 1 to 849 and encodes 282 amino acids. Gene Ontology annotation, molecular function: oxidoreductase activity, acting on the CH-CH group of donors, iron-sulfur protein as acceptor; cobalt ion binding.